Beauveria bassiana ARSEF 2860 is the source of this 1671-nucleotide messenger RNA. Its product is annotated as Frp1-like protein. Gene Ontology annotation, molecular function: protein binding. Lineage: Eukaryota; Fungi; Ascomycota; Sordariomycetes; Hypocreales; Cordycipitaceae. Bases 1 to 1671 code for a protein of 556 amino acids. The transcript has a single exon. The record is from RefSeq and is a predicted model, not a curated record.
AUGGCCGAAACGCAUACUCCGGCGCGCUCCGUCGCUAUGGACCCCCCUCACAUCACAGAGUUCGCCUCGAAGCGCUAUUUUGAAAAGCUAAAUCAGCUCAACGCCAACCAGACACAAACCGAGACAGCCGAGUCAUCAGCAGCUGCCACAACAAAUGUGUCUGCCAGAGCGACACUACCUUCCUCAACCUUCAUUCUACCUCUGCGCGAAUCCAAGAAGACCGAUGCUCAGGCCAAACCUGCGGAGCUGAAAAAGGACAAGAGCCGUUUCUUCAGCAUCAGACAGAGAGUAUCCCUGCGCCACUCCAAACCUGCUGUCCCUGCCUUUCUUCCUGCCGUUGUACCCGAGGUUGUUUCCGUCCCUCAACCUGCUACUGCUACCGUUACCGAUCCUGCCACCAGCGCCAUACCCUUUUAUCAGCUCUUCCUCGCCCUACCUAACGAACUGCAAAUCCAAAUUGUCUCAGCCCUCCCACUCACCGAUGUCCUCAAUCUACGUCUCACGUCGAAGCCGUGGCACACCCUCAUCACCCUCAACGAGGGCCCAAUCGUGCGAUACCACGUCGAGAACCAUGUUCCCGCUUACGCUCUCCGCUUAUACCCGAUUAAUGACUCCGCCGACUACAACUUUCACUCUCUCUGCAGCAUAUGGCAUCGUCUGCAUGUUGCCGCCAAACUGGCCUAUUUGAUGUGUGACUGGAUCACCAAGGACAUUUUUCUUCAGCAAACCGAGGCCCAACAGAAGGCAUUUGCACCACAACACGAAAUUAUGCGGCGUCGACUCAUUCCCCUACUUUUCACCAUCUUCCACUUCUUCGAGACGUACCGUAAAUUACAUCUGGAACACAUUACCAAGAAUAAUGGCCACGGGUUGCGACGUGAACCAUACACCCUGAACCCCAUUGAGAAGGAGAUCAUGGAUAUGUACGACGACCAAACACUUUUACGAGUGCACGAAGUGUUUCCCCUAGUAAUAUCAUCGUUCUGUCGCCGUCUGCGACCACCAACAUAUGUCGGUCGUGUCGAGAGAUCAUUUCGUGGUUACCUGCGCGACAAGCCUGCUGACGAUGUGCACGUUGCUAUUUUGUGUCUGGGUGGUCUGCGACAGGUUGAGAGAUUGUGGGAAAUCAAGGGAUACAACAGCCGAAGAGCAGCGGUCGAUGUGUGGUACAGCAGUCUCACAAAGGAGCCCAUCGCCGAAACUCAAACCAAAGCCCGACUCGCAGGGCUACGUGGGUUUGGACGGAAGAAGUCGACAAGCGGUGACCGUUCUGUGCAUCGCUCAUCAUUGAGCGAGUCCCUUCAUAGAGUGCGCAGUACGUCAGCGUCGAUUGAUGCCACUGGCUCCGGCAACCCUUUCCCCAACUGGGUCUUCCACACAAGCUUGGCCGCCGACGUGCCAAUGGCACCUCUGGACGCCGAGCAGGCCGACAAGAUUCUGCACGACCUGCCGGUUCUGCAGCAGAUCUGGCUCACGACCGCCGAGGCCCUCAUUCUGGAACGCAAGAUUGUCCCGCGCACGCACGACAUCAAGCGCAAUCAGCAAGUCAUGCUCGACCUCAUUCGCCAAGACGGUAUAAAAGAGGAAGAUGAGUGGUGGUAUGGACGACACAACCCAGAAUCUGUCCGACCGCCGCCCGGCGCUGGUGCCGCAGAAGACGAUGCGGACUAA